AUGCAGAAUGGAGCUCAAACACCGGCUGUGGUUGGUCGUGCUGGUCUUUGGCAAGCACCACCACUUGCGAGACCAGCAAGUUGUACAGAUCGCCUAGAGUCUGAUCUGGUUGCAAAACGAGCUGCACCUGAGUCUUCUCUUUUGAUCAAUGGUGUUUCCAGAGAUUUCUCAAACUCCUGCAAAACCUGGACAAUCGUGUUCUCUGUGCCAAACUCCUUCACUGAUUUCGAGGGCGAAGGUUGGACAAAACUGGAGUCUCCCUCUGGGGCAGAAAUUUGCAGCUUGAUCACAACCUUACCGCCCGAUCCCGAUUGGACCUUGGAAGUUGACUCAACAAGAUCUAAUUUACACCCCUGUGGCAAGUUGGACAGUCUCAAUGGCAAUGAUAAGUCUAGCACCUGGUUCUUGUGUUUGAGCACAAACCGACUUGACUCCAGCUUAAAAUACUCACAACUUUCAAUCAGCACAUCGUUCAAAAUCUUGGAUGGUACAGCUUUGCUCUUGAAGCUUCGAAAGUUGUAA
This is a messenger RNA of Ogataea philodendri, 522 nucleotides long. RefSeq lists its product as uncharacterized. Bases 1 to 522 code for a protein of 173 amino acids. The transcript has 2 exons. NCBI's taxonomy places the organism in Eukaryota, Fungi, Ascomycota, Pichiomycetes, Pichiales, Pichiaceae. The record is from RefSeq and is a predicted model, not a curated record.